Serpula lacrymans var. lacrymans S7.9 is the source of this 1253-nucleotide messenger RNA. RefSeq lists its product as uncharacterized. NCBI's taxonomy places the organism in Eukaryota, Fungi, Basidiomycota, Agaricomycetes, Boletales, Serpulaceae. Bases 36 to 617 code for a protein of 193 amino acids. The record is from RefSeq and is a predicted model, not a curated record. Gene Ontology annotation, biological process: positive regulation of translational fidelity; translation. Gene Ontology annotation, molecular function: structural constituent of ribosome; rRNA binding. The transcript is spliced from 7 exons. Gene Ontology annotation, cellular component: cytosolic small ribosomal subunit.
UGUUGUCCCUCGUCAAGCCGCCAUCCUCAAGAAAUAUGCCUAGGGCCCCGCGAAAUCAUAGCAAGACUUACAAGGUCCCUCGUCGACCUUUCGGCUCUGCUCGCCUCGAUGCUGAGCUUAAGCUCGCCGGCGAGUACGGUCUGCGCAACAAGCGCGAAAUCUGGCGUAUCGGUCUUGUCCUCUCCAAAAUUCGUCGUGCUGCUCGUGAGCUUCUGAAACUCGACGACAAAGAUCCUAAACGUCUGUUCGAGGGUAACGCUCUUAUCCGUCGUCUCGUUCGUAUCGGUGUGCUUGAUGAGUCGCGUAUGCGUCUCGAUUACGUGUUGGCACUGAAAGUCGAGGAUUUCUUGGAGCGUCGAUUGCAGACUCAAGUGUUCAAGACUGGUUUGGCCAAGUCUAUCCACCACGCCCGUGUCUUGAUCCGACAGCGCCACAUUCGUGUUGGCAAGCAAAUCGUUGACAUUCCUUCAUUCACCGUUCGUCUCGAUUCCCAAAAACACAUCGACUUCGCACUCACUUCACCUUAUGGUGGAGGACGUCCUGGUCGCGUCAAGCGCAAGCGUGCUGCCGCCGCUGCUAAGAAGGAGGAAGGUGGUGACGAGGAGGAGGAAGAGUAAGCAACUCGUCCUAGCAUAGCUUUAUUAUGUCUUGUACUGCCUAUGCUGUCUACAUGUUAUGGACACAUGCAUAUAUAUCUGGCGCAACAAAAGUACCAAUAUUGUACUCUUUCGCUCGGAUAAAUUGGCGAUCGGAUAAUGCGUAUAUAAAGCAACAACUAUCACAAACGUUGUCGCUUAGACAUAGGUUCUUCGUUAACCUCGCAAUCCGAGUACGAGGAUUCGUGGGGCACAAGACGCCUUGCGCUCUUCAGAUUCUGACGGGGAUGACGACGUUUACGAUACCGCUCAGGGGUGUCGAAAGGUUUUUGUGCCAGUGCAUUCGAUGCUUGAAUCGUUGCUGACAGGUUCCCAUUAUUUACGGUAUGUUGGACAUGUUCUCUUUGGGUGAUCAUUUCUUGAAUAAGACCUAGGAUGGCACCCAAAUCACUGCAUUGUUGCGUGGAAUCCUUCAAAAUGGUAUAUCCUUGUCGGAAUGCAGCCUUAAUUCGAUCCAACUUAUUCGACGACUUGUUAAAUGACUUGUUAAUGUCCGAAUCGGGAUUCAAGGGACAAUAUAGAACAAGUCCGCUGUCUGAAUUCUCCUUAGGCAUUAAACUGCGUUGUAUGAUAGAGAUGUAAGAAGUAUCGUAAGGG